GCAGCUUCUCUCAGCUGAUCGCUUCCACUGCUCAUCUUUUUUUCCUGUAGUUGUUUUUUUGCAGAGGGAGCUGCUUUGCAGAGAUUGGGGGCUGCUGUGGAGAGCUUCCUCUUGUCUGUCUUUUUUAUAUUCGUAGGUGUCAGCCUUAGUUGUUUUAUUUAUUCGUAUAAGUUCACAUGUCUAGAGCUAGAUUGUUAGUAAUUAUAGUUUGCGUGGAGAUAUUUUUUAAUCUGACUGGGCUCCUGGUAACAAGUUUGACGCGUAUCCCUUUGGUCAUUCGAAUAUCGGCUAUAUGUCAAAAGUUUGGGACGUUCAUCACUUGGAAUUGAUAAGACCCAGCUGUGGUUUGGCUUGGCAACGACACACUUCGCUAUGUUGUUACCAGAAAAUCAGGUCAGCGUCAGUAUUUUCACGUCUGUAACGGACUCAUCUGAUGAACCCAUACGCGCUGCGGUCCCCCCGUCCGUGGAGCUGGGGCUCACCGUUGUAUAUACUGUUCUCUACUCGCUGCUCUUUGUAUUUGUUUAUCUGCAACUUUGGCUCAUUUUGCACUACGGACACAAACGCUUCAGCUACCAGAGUGUCUUUCUGUUUCUCUGCUUGCUGUGGGCAGCGCUGAGGACUACGUUGUUUUCUUUUUACUUCAAGAACGUUGUUCAAGCGAACCAGUUGCAGCCUUUACUCUUCUGGCUUUUGUAUUGUUGUCCCGUAUGCCUCCAGUUCUUCACGUUAUGUCUUCUAAACCUUUAUUUUGCACAGGUGAUGUUCAAAGCCAAAGCGAAGUAUUCACCGGAACUCAACAAAUACAAGGUGCCACUGCGCCUGGCUUUCCUCCUAGCCAGCCUCUUCUUCCUGGUAGUGAACGUGACGUGUGCGGUGCUGGUGCGUCAGGAGCUUGGGGAAGCCAUGGCCAAAGACGUGGUGCUGGUGCGCGUGCUGGUCAACGACAGCCUCUUCGUGCUCUGCGCCAUCUCCCUCGCCGUCUGCAUCUUCAAGAUCGCCAAGAUGUCCUCCGCCAACGUCUACCUGGAGUCCAAGGGUACGUCAGUGUGCCAGGCCAGUGCUAUCGGCGCUGCAGUGAUCCUGCUCUACUCGUCUCGUGCCUGCUACAACCUGGUGGUGGUGUCCCUGUCACCUGAUGACCGGCCCAGCCCCUUCAACUACGGCUGGUACAAUGUCUCCGACCAGGCGGACGUGGAUAAGAUCAGUGGGGAGGCCUACGUCAUAUUCGGGGUGAUCCUGUUCUUCUGGGAGCUGUUGCCCACCAGCCUGGUCGUGCUCUUCUUCCGGGUCCAGCGGCCCAAUCAGAACCUGGCUCCUGGAGGGAUGAUCAGUAGCCAUAGCUUCAGCAGUAGAGCGUACUUCUUCGACAACCCGCGACGUUACGACAGUGAUGAUGACCUGUCACGAAGCAUCAGCUCCAGAGGAGACCGAGGCAGCAUCCUGUCCACCACCCCCCAGGCCUCCUCCUGGUAUGGCUCCAUCCAGAGGAAUGGCAGCCUGACGGCGCCCCCCCACCUCCACCACCACCACAUCCCCCCGCUCAGCGGACCCCUGGCCACCACCGCCCCCCUCCUGCUGUCCUACGGAAACAUCCACACCAACCAGCACCACAACUACUACUCCACGCCCCAGAACUGAAACAUCCACACCAACCAGCACCACAACUACUACUCCACGCCCCAGAACUGAGCUGGGAGUAUCUCACCCAGCUUAAGCUAGGACCCCAGACCAGCGAGUCAGCCCCACAACUUCUACAUCUUGCCCCAGAACUGACACCAGAGGAAGUACUAGUCUACACGCCAGAACUGAGACCAAGACCCAACACAACACCUAGUGAACACCCCAGAACUGACGCCCCAACUGCUACUCUACGCCCGGGACCUGAACUGCAGGCCCCAGCCAGCUAGACCAGGACCCCAGACCAGCUAACCAGAACCACAGCUAAGCUACUCAACGCUGCAGAGCUUAACUGACCCAACAUGGCUAACCAACACCCCAACUGCCACUCCAUGCUCCGGAACUGAAACCAGGACCCGAAAACUCAACUAAUCCACUGCUUUCUCUCUGCAAGGCUUGAUCAGAGGUGACCAGGAGAUUCACUGUUAUAAUACCCCACUGGCCCUGUCGCCCCACAACCAACACGGGUCUUGAUGCUCCUGUCAAGAUGCGCCUGUUUUUAUUUCUUAUCAUUUGGGUUGCCUUUAUUUCAGACAGGGCAGUGAAGACAUGACAGGAAGCGAGUGGGGAGAGAGAGACGGGAAAGGGUCGGCAAAGGACCCGGGUCAGCCGCGUAGCAGCCAUGCGGUUAGGGCCACGGUAGGGCCAGAUGAGCCAGUUUUACCACCAGAGAACACCUCGUCCAAUCGAUGACCUGCUUUGACCAGACCAUUGGUCCUCAAGCUGUGUGCUGUUCAGGACGGAAGGUACAAUCUCCGUCAAUACCAAGGGGAAGUCCUUCGAUCCUCAGUCCUUCAAAAUCAGCUGUGCGCCCUCACAAGCCUCCAAGACCUGCUCUAAUCAAUUUCUUUUCUUUCUUUCUUUCUUUCCUUUUUGGGUGAGUCAUUUUGACUUCACAAGGGUAUUUCUGACUAGUGGGAAACACAGAAUGCUAUUUAGUCUAAUUUUCCAAGUUGGAAACACACUUUUCUGAGUCAGGAAUGCAAGCUUCCUCACUCCCUUAGGGCCUAUCCCAGUCAAUCUCUCCUACAAGGCUUUUGUGGUGUUAAGCUGGCUGGCCGCCUGUACUAUGCACACGUCUUGUGUCUAUGGAGCCUCUAGAACAUAUUAAUGUCGCCUGAGCAUUUCACAGGAAUGGUGAAAGCCACCUUCACCGAAGGCUAGCCAGCUAGUCAAUACAGGCCUUGAUAUUUAUAGAAAGGUGUGCACAGCAGGUUAACUUGUUAGCUAAGGCAGGCCGAUUCUGUUUAACACAGGUGUGCACAGCAGGUUAAUUAUCAAACUUGCCAAUUAAAGACUUAUUAUUAUUUUGUUACAGAGAGGUGUAAGAAACAAUCUAGCUAGCUAUCCAGUUUGGCCUUUACAGACAACAUGUAAGCUGCAGCAAAGCUAGCUUGCAAAUGUUGGCCUCUGUCGUUGCAAACGCAUGGAACAGCAGUUAACGUACUGGUCCAUACUAGGCACUACUGGUACAGCUAGCAAAGCUAGCUUGCUAAUGUUGGCCUCUGCCGUUGCAAACACAUGGAACAGCAGUUAGCAUACUGGUCCAUGCUAGGCACUACUGUCAGCUAGCACAGUGUGACAGACUGUCCUAUGUGUGGGUUUAUGUGAGUUAGUUAUUAAUUACAUGGUGAGUGGGACAAUGCUUCAAGGUGACUUCUAGAACAUCUAUGUGGUCUGACUGCAUGGAGGCUUGGAGUGAACAUCAUUCCUGAGGAGCUGAACUUGCAUAGCAUAGGCAAAACAUGUGAAUGAGUGAAAGUGGGACUGGGACACUUAAUGUCUUCUGUGGAGGGGGUCCCUAUUGUCCUGGCCCGGGCCCAGUCAAUGCUAUCAGCGGCCCUGCCCUACCCUGCCCUGGCCAUCAACCCGAUCCCAACCCCUAAUACUGCCCUGCCUAAUCCCCCAGGGUAGGAGAUGCGGAUCUGAAACUGCCCACCUGGUGGAAAUGAUGCCAAGUUGUCCUGGCCUCUAACCCCACAAGGCCUACAGUAGUUGAUGCAGGAAUUCAAAUCCUGUGAACGCAGCCAUCUCCCCUCUGUGAGCUGGGAGUAAGCAAUUUGCACUUAAAGAGAGUAAAGAUAGAGAGAGUACAGAGAGAGAGAUAGCAAAGAUAUACAGUACACAGACAGAGAGAGAACUCAGAGAAACACCCCCAUAGUUGGCAUUGUAGUAGAUAGGCAAGGAUUGUAGUUGUUAUCAGAUUUUCUGGCUCUAGUGGUGUGUGUGCAGGGUUUUUUCGGCACACAAAAGAGAGCUGACUGACAUCCUCUGGACACAAAAGCAGGGAUGCCGUGCUCAGCCACCAGCGCUGCCUGCAUGCUGUGAGAAUGUGCAAGAGAAGGCGGACAAAAGAAACUAAUUUAAAUAUUUGUGUCUGUUCAACUUAUUUUUUUGUUUCUCCUUCGAAAACCUUUGUAAAGGUGGGAACCCUUUUUGUUUUUUGUCCUCUGCCAAAGAGCCCCAAGACAGCCCCAAGUCUUCAGUGAUGUUCCUCAAAACCAACACCUGAGGGCGCCAAAUCCCCUCCCAGGAGGAAGAUGGCGAUGUGGAGUUUUCGACCAUCUGUAAUGUGGAACCAGCGAGUGCUGAAGGUCCAAGUACUGUGAAUGUUUGAGGCAAACAUUUGGCAGUUCUGCCGAGGCUCAUGUGAUCCUGUCGUUGAUACACAUGGAUACGACAGCUGUACAGACUAAAUGAGACGGUGCCCCCACAAAGUCGGAAUACCACACAGUAUGUAUGAAUAUAGGUAUAUCUGUUCCAUUUGGAAUGCAUUUAUCGAAAGCAUAGUUGCUAGCCAGGUAGCAACUUGGGAAGUUUCCAAUGGGAAAUUGCAUUGCAAACAACAAAGUAGCUAACAUGGUUAGCAACUAUGGUUUCGAGAAAUGCAAACAGUAGCUAAUGUCCAAUGUUGUGAUGUGGCAUCAACUUUAUUUUUCCAGGGGACACUCAAAUGUGCCAUCA
This is a messenger RNA of Engraulis encrasicolus (European anchovy), 4644 nucleotides long. It is a transcript of the gene gpr137c, whose product is annotated as G protein-coupled receptor 137c. NCBI's taxonomy places the organism in Eukaryota, Metazoa, Chordata, Actinopteri, Clupeiformes, Engraulidae. The transcript has 7 exons. The coding region runs from base 373 to 1641 and encodes 422 amino acids. The record is from RefSeq and is a predicted model, not a curated record. Gene Ontology annotation, biological process: positive regulation of TORC1 signaling. Gene Ontology annotation, cellular component: lysosomal membrane.